AUGGGGCGCAGCGCUACCUGGGGAGGCCGGCUGCCCCCGCGGAAGGACUCGGGGACCGACGGUCUAGGAGACGCGUGGGGACAGCCGAGCCGCGCGGGGCCCCUGGACAGCGUCGCCAAGGAGCUGGGGUCGCACUUGCUGCAGACCUUGGAUGGCUUUGUUUUCGUGGUGGCAUCCGAUGGCAAAAUCAUGUACAUAUCGGAAACGGCCUCGGUCCAUCUGGGCCUGUCCCAGGUGGAGCUCACGGGCAACAGCAUCUAUGAGUACAUCCACCCGUCCGACCACGACGAGAUGACGGCCGUGCUGGCGGCCCACCAGCCCCUUCACCAUCACCUGCUCCAAGAGUACGAGAUAGAGCGGUCCUUCUUCCUCCGCAUGAAGUGCGUCCUGGCGAAGAGGAACGCGGGCCUGACCUGCAGCGGAUACAAGGUCAUCCACUGCAGCGGCUACUUGAAGAUCAGGCAGUACAUGCUGGACAUGUCCCUGUACGAGUCCUGCUACCAGGUCGUGGGGCUGGUGGCCGUGGGCCAGUCGCUGCCGCCCAGCGCCGUCACCGAGGUCAAGCUGCACAGCAACAUGUUCAUGUUCCGGGCCAGCCUCGACCUGAAGCUCAUCUUCCUGGACUCCAGGUUUUCUGCCCCAGAACAUCUCACUGCAGGUGUGAGAAUGGCCGUCGAGUCCCCCAGCGCCAAAGAAGCCACAGAUGCCACGGGGGGCCGGGUGGAGAGGGUGGGGCUCUGCCUGGCGCCCCCCGCACCUGCCCGCUGCGACCCCGGAGGAGGCGGCGGUGUGUGCGUGCCCAGGCUCCGGGAGCCAGUGCCCAGCAGCCUGGCGUUGGCUCUGUGCACAGAGGCGGCCACACGCCCGGCGCUCAGGCACUGCUACUCAAGCAGAGUGCUGGUGAAGGGCCAGGUGACCACCAAGUACUACCGGCUGCUGUCCAAGCGGGGCGGCUGGGUGUGGGUGCAGAGCUACGCCACCGUCGUGCACAACAGCCGCUCCUCCCGGCCCCACUGCAUCGUGAGUGUCAAUUAUGUCCUCACAUGUUUGUACCUGGGGGGAGGGUCACUGGGGUGCUGUCUGCCGGGCACCUGUCCCCAGCGGGACCUCGCGGUGGUGGCCGGAGGGGUCGGGCUCUGGGCUCGGGCCUCGGGAGGCCCCUUCACCGCGUCCUGUGCCACACAGCAGUUCAGCCCGUUCCCGAUGGACAGACUGGAAUGCGGCCAGCUGGCAAACUGGAGGGCCAGCCCCCCCACGGACGCCGCGGCCCCCCCGGAACAGCAGCUGCACCCCGAAGGCGGCGACCUCCUGUACACCCCGCCCUACAGCCUGCCCUUCUCCUACCGCUACGGACACUGCCCCCUGGACCCCCACGUCUUCAGCAGCAAAAAGCCCGUGCUGCCGGCCAAAUUCGGGCCCCAAGGGUCCCCGUGCGAGGUGGCGCGCUUUUUCCUGAGCGCGCUGCCAGCCGGCGGCGAGUGCCAGUGGCACUAUGCCAACCCCCUGGUGCCUGGCAGCUCAUCUCCAGCUAAAAACCUCUCUGAGCCACCGGUGAACACUGCCCGGCACAGCCUGGUGCCAAACUACGAAGCGCCCGCCCCCACGCGCAGGUUCGGCGAGGACACCGCGCCGCCGCCGCCGAGCUUCCCGAGCUGCGGCCACUACCGGGAGGAGCCCGCGCCCGGCCCGGCCAAGGCCGCCCGCCAGGCCCCGCGGGAGGGGGCGCGCCUGGCGCUGGCCCGCGCGCACCGGCCCCGGCCCCCCGGCCCCGCCGCCGCCGCGCCGCCCGCCGCGCCCCUGCCGCACUACCUGGGCGCCUCGGUCAUCAUCACCCACGGCAGGUGACCCGGCGGCUCCUGGGGCCUCCGCAGCCAGAAGCCAUAGGCCGGGCCGCUUCGGCCCCGGUGCCCUAGCGUCCAGCUGAGGUCAGAGGGGCGAGCUGUAUAUGCACGAUUUAAAUUAAUUUAUACAGAGACGACUAUUUUACUAGCACCCCGCCGCCGGCUGUUAGAUUUUUACCGUAGAUGCCAUGAAGGCCG
This is a messenger RNA of Myotis lucifugus (little brown bat), 2039 nucleotides long. RefSeq names its product single-minded family bHLH transcription factor 2 (gene SIM2). Lineage: Eukaryota; Metazoa; Chordata; Mammalia; Chiroptera; Vespertilionidae. Gene Ontology annotation, molecular function: RNA polymerase II transcription regulatory region sequence-specific DNA binding; protein binding; DNA-binding transcription factor activity, RNA polymerase II-specific. Gene Ontology annotation, biological process: regulation of transcription by RNA polymerase II. The record is from RefSeq and is a predicted model, not a curated record.